AUGGCUGAACAAAUUGAAUAUUUCCGCGAGCGUAUGAUAGAUGACCUCGAAAAGCUUCGGGAGAAACAAGUUUUUGAUCAUGCUGAAAUCAAAAAAAUCAUCAAGAAGAGAGAUGGCUUUGAACAGGCUUUAAAGUCAAGACCUACAAGAAAGAUUGAUUUUCUACGAUACCUCGAAUAUGAAAUGGGUUUAGACAAAAGCCUUCAAAUCAGAAUUGUAGAUUUAGGCAUUCAAGAUAGCUUUGGCAAACUGCGGUACUCUAUUCAAAAGAGAAUUUACGACUUGUUCAAACGUGCCACUAUCAGAUUCCGACACGACGUAUCUUUAUGGCUACAAUAUAUCGACUAUGCGCGACAGCAUAAUGCCAACAAUAUCGUAUCCCAAGUAUUUGUACAAGCUAUUCAGUACCAUCCUACGAAUGCAUCACUAUGGAUUAUGGCCGCAAUGUGGGAAUACGAACAUAACUCCAAUGUAGCUGCCGCUCGAAUUUUGUUACAACGUGCCAUUCGACUUAUGCCAGAAAAUCAGCAAUUAUGGAUACAGUAUUUCAAGUUAGAGCUUGUCUAUGUCGAAAAGAUCAAGUUAAGAAGACGUGUUUUGGGUAUUGAGCAACAAAAAAAUCAAGAGCCAACAAGCCAGAACGAUGUGGAGGAAGACGAGGAUGGCACCAUUAAUUUACCGGCUGUGACCGGUGAAGACGUGGAAGCUUGGAACAAAGAUCAAGCCAACAACAAAAAACUCUCAGAUCAGGAAAUGAGUAAAUUAGAGGACAAUCCCAUUUUACAGGGCCUGUUGACAAAAAUUGUUUAUGAUAAUGCUAUUCAGGCUAUUCCUGACGAUAUGGCAUUCCGUAAAAAAUUCAUCGAUUUGUACCGACAUUUUUCAGAUACAGCACCCCUUAUUGAACAUGUGUAUGAAACGAUUCAAGCCGAUCUCAGUAAUCAGACCUUCAAGGAUGCAACGGUGGCCGCUGAAGCCUAUGUAUUUUUAGCGAAGCGACAUCUGGAAGACUUCACUCUCUCUGAUCCAGCCUUUAUUCCAGCCUUUAGGAAAUGUGUCAUGGAAAUUGAAAGUGCUUUGACAUCAACAAUGGAAAGUGAAGUGAACUGUCACUUAUAUCUUGCUUACGUACAGUUCUUGAAAGGAUGGUACGAUUUAGUCAGCGAACCUAAUUUCAAACUGUACCUCUCAAAAUUGAUUGAAAAGACAUUCAAACGCUGUAGAAAAGAAAAGAAACUAUCAGUGAAAUUGUACGAAAUGUGGGUAAAGUUUUUGAUAGAAUCGACUCUGAAAGAAGAGAACGAUAAUAAGGCAAUACUGGAAACAAUAACCGAAGCUUUAAAAGUGUACCCAUCAUCAUCAGCUCAACUUUGGUUGGAUCGCAUCUCUUUAAUACCGGACAACCUUUCAGACGAAAAGUUACAAGUGUAUAAUACAGCUUUGAAUAACAUACCUGAUUCACUCUUAUUAUGGACAUCUUAUAAAGACUACAUCACUAAUCUACAACAGCAAGAAGAACCAGAAGAAAUAGACGAGAUGUUUGAUAAAGCAUGCCAGCAAGUGACAUAUCUAUUGCCUUCUGUAACUCAGCAAACUGAGGACCGUAACGCAAUCAAAGAUUUAAUACAAUGUGCUUACCUGGAUUGGGCCGCUUCGAGUAGUGGAAAUAUUGAGAAAGCCAGACAAAACUUUUACCCAACCUACGCUUUCUUCCAGAAAUGUAUCGAAAUAGAAAAUCAAUAUGGCACAGGUGAUAAGCAAGGACAAGAGAAUGUAGAAUACAUAUUCGACAGAAUGAUAUCCAUAGAUGAUGGUGAUAAAGACAGUGCUUAUCUUGGAUACCUCAGUUAUCUUCUUUCCCAGAAGAAAUUCCUCAAAGCAAAACAUAUAUAUACUAGAGCUUGUAAAGAAGUGCUUGACAAAGAGGCAUUCGAACUGAAGUAUCAAAAAAUAAAAAAAUAA
This is a messenger RNA of Mycotypha africana, 1962 nucleotides long. RefSeq names its product U3 small nucleolar RNA-associated protein 6-domain-containing protein. Gene Ontology annotation, molecular function: protein binding; snoRNA binding. Bases 1 to 1962 code for a protein of 653 amino acids. The transcript has 5 exons. The record is from RefSeq and is a predicted model, not a curated record. Gene Ontology annotation, cellular component: Pwp2p-containing subcomplex of 90S preribosome; small-subunit processome. NCBI's taxonomy places the organism in Eukaryota, Fungi, Mucoromycota, Mucoromycetes, Mucorales, Mycotyphaceae. Gene Ontology annotation, biological process: maturation of SSU-rRNA from tricistronic rRNA transcript (SSU-rRNA, 5.8S rRNA, LSU-rRNA).